Rana temporaria (common frog) is the source of this 2398-nucleotide messenger RNA. It is a transcript of the gene ATF1, whose product is annotated as activating transcription factor 1. Gene Ontology annotation, molecular function: RNA polymerase II cis-regulatory region sequence-specific DNA binding; protein binding; DNA-binding transcription factor activity, RNA polymerase II-specific. The transcript has 8 exons. Gene Ontology annotation, cellular component: ATF4-CREB1 transcription factor complex; nucleus. The coding region runs from base 269 to 1180 and encodes 303 amino acids. The record is from RefSeq and is a predicted model, not a curated record. Gene Ontology annotation, biological process: regulation of transcription by RNA polymerase II. Lineage: Eukaryota; Metazoa; Chordata; Amphibia; Anura; Ranidae.
ACCGUGGGGGUGACGUCAACAGCUACGCUGACGUCAGGCAGAGGCCUACCGGACGUCGCGGUGGGUGUCCCCCCCCUACGCUGAUGAGGGCGCUCUGUCCUGCCUGGAGUCGGCCCUGCUGGCUGAGGCGGCUGCUCGGUAGUGUGUGAGCUUCUUCCUGUGACGGGAUCCGGGCAGGAGGCGGCUCCCCGGGGGGACCCGAGACGUUGAACCCGGUGAUUGGCUGGAGCGGGUCCCUUAGCUGUGAGUUCACAGGACGCAGUUUAUUAUGGAAGAAGUCUCUAAGAAAAGCAACAGUACAGAGACUAUCCAGACCAUUUCCUUCUCAGCCUUCCAAGCUGCCCAACUUGCUCAACAGAUGUCUCUAAGAGGCACAGCUCCCGUGACUGUUGUUCUUCCUGGGGAUCAACAAGUCCAAGUUCAGGGUGUAAUUCAGUCAGCACAGUCAUCGGUCAUUCAUUCUCCUCAGGUUGCUCCGUCAACGGCUUCUUCAAUAUCAGAAAGUGAGGACUCUCAGGAUUCGUGUGACAGUAUUGACACCCCCAGGAAAACCCGCAUUUUAUCUCAUCGGCUGUCAUAUGGGCAAAUUUUAAAAGAUCUCUCUUCUGAAGACACUGAAGAUAGACGUGAAGACGAAGGAACAACUGUUGCACAAAUGUCUGCUGCCACUACAAUAUAUCAGACCAGCUCUGGACAGUAUGUCACUAUUGCUCCCAAUGGAACGCUCCAGCUUGCUGCGACAGAUGGAGUACAAGGGUUGCAGACAUUAAUGUCCAAUGCUGGCAGUAACCAGGGUGGUACAACUAUACUACAGUAUGCCCAGACAUCUGAUGGCCAACAGAUUCUUGUUCCAAGCAACCAGGUGGUUGUACAGACUGCUUCGGGAGACAUGCAAGCUUACCAGAUACGGACCACAUCAACCACCACCUCCCUUCCACAAACUGUGGUAAUGACUUCUCCUGUUACACUGUCUUGUCAAACUCCAAAGAGCGAUGACCCACAGCUAAAGCGAGAAAUAAGAUUAAUGAAAAACAGGGAGGCUGCCCGAGAGUGCCGGAGGAAAAAGAAGGAAUAUGUUAAAUGCUUGGAGAACAGAGUUGCAGUGCUUGAAAAUCAAAACAAAACAUUAAUUGAAGAGCUAAAGACUUUAAAAGAUUUGUACUGUCACAAAACAGUUUAAUCUUUUUGUUAGUUUAUCUACCUUUUUAGAUGAGUUUUUCUUUUAUACCAAAAUUUUCUAAAUUUUACAUGAGGCCACAGGUAAAGCCUUUUUUUUCUAUUUAGUCUUCAAACUUUUAAAGAGGCGGCGUAUUGAGAUUGGCCACCAUGUGCUAAUCAUGGAAUAUUUGAUUGUCAAAGGUUAAAUAAAAAAAAAAUAUAUAUAUAUAUUAAAAAGAACUUUAGUUGGUCAUUAGAGAAGAGUAAUUUAUGAAAUGUGUGUUAGACAUCGGUCUCAAAUGAUAUGAAUUAGACUCGGCAACCUAUGGCUGUCUGACUUUGUAAACCAAGUCUGAGCCAGCAGUAUGCUGGGAUUUUUAGUACACCAGAUGGAGAGCCAUGACCAGCCCUACUUCUAAGUGUAAUAGAAUUGGUUAAAGUGGACCUAUCGGACAUAUUUUGUCACUCCCCCCCCCCCCCCCCCCCCUUCAAUAUUUACUUGAAGUUGGCACCAUCUGGCCAGAUAAGUUGGGUGAGACUGAGCUGCCAUUUACUGGCACAAAACAUGCUUGCUGUGUUUCUAAGAAAUCUCCAUCCCUCUGGAGGGAUCUUGUUUUGCACCAUAGACCCCCCCAUGUGUUUUUGAAUGAUAAUCCAGUAUAGUGCUGUUAGCAUUUCAUGGGCAGAGUCAAUUAAGAAGAUAUUUGCCGUUGAUGUUCCUCAUGAAAUGUUGGUGUGACUGUAUUGAUGCACUGCAUUUCAGCUUUUACUCAGCCUCUAGUACGAAUGUUAGAUAUUGCAAUUUGACAUGAUAGGUUCUCUUUAAUGUGGUAAAAUAAAGGAUUGACAGAAAGUGGAACAUCUUUUCUCAUGUAACAGUGUUUUUUUUUUUAUUGUAAUUGUAUGUACAUAUUUUACCUCUUUUGGUUAGUCACAGUUUCAGGUUAAGGCUUACUUUUACUAUAAAGUAUAACUUUUACAGUAAAUGCUCAUUUUGGCUGGCAAUAUUGUAAUUAUGUUUGUGGUGUUUACUUUAUGAAGUAUCCAUCAGGGUUUUAAAGGGUAUUUUUGACUAUUACAUUUGUCACCUAACUUAAUAGCCAGAUGGCUCUUAAUUCAUCCAGUUGACCUGUUGCUGGUUACUGGGUGGGAAAGGGUACAUUUUUGAAUUGUGUUCAAAUUUUUUGGCUACCAGGUAUGAUUUACAUUUCUAUAAAUAAAUGUGUGAUUAUUUACUUAA